CUCCACCGACCCGGCCGAACCCCCCCUGUUCACGGACAUGAUGGUGUCCUCGUGCCGUGGCUCGCGCUCCCUCUGCCCGCCUCUGAGCUGCGGGUCCAGCCUCUCUCCGAGCGCCGCGGGCACGGCCCGUGUUUCCUGGGUGUCCGGCUGUGGGGGUCGGUGUGUGGGCAUGUUUCUCUGAGCAGGCCGCCGAUCACAGCUGCUGAUACCCGGACCGGAGCCGCCGUCACUUUGACAGCUGUCAGACCAGCAGCUGGACCCGGACCCGGACCCGGAGCGUUCCGGUUAUGACACGUAAUUCAUAUUUUACACUUCUGAGUUGAAAUGUUCAGGAAUAUCAGCGGGGACGGCUCGUCCUCUCCGACCGGGCACGGCGUCGCUUCUCCCGGGCUGAACGGUCAGGAAAGCUCGUGGAUCGGCCUGCUCUCCGUCGUGUCCAGGCCUGCGGUGUCGUUUCUGCAGAAGUACCUCCCGGGUCGGAGCCCGGUUCUGCCUGACCGGGCCGGCUGGAUGAGCGGGGACUUAACGAGCUUAGUGGAUGAAGACAGUGACUUUUUGAGCCCGCUGGACCUCCCGCCGCAGCACCGCGCUCCGCACCUGACCUACCUGCGCUGUCAGCACGGCCUGCUGCAGCCGGAGGGCGGCGGGGCUUUACCGUGGCUGACCGCUGACUCUCUGCGGGAAAUCGGGAUCGACAGCGGGGAAGAGAUGAACCUCUGCCCGCAGACUCAGGUGGGUCACCUGUCCUCCGCCAGGACUUUGCUCAGCCAGGUGUGGCUGAACUCGGAGGUCAGGCCGAGGGUGGGGCAGGACUGUGCUACGACCCGGCCGUGGUGGGGCAGUUUGUGGGGCAGUAAGGAGAGCUCCUGGGCCGAGGACCGGACCCUGACGGGCCGGCUCUGUCCACAACAACCAGCGCCUGAGACAAAAGGCCCCGACACAACAGAGAGCGUCACGAGGUGGAGGCUGGGAGAACGCGCUGGACCCCCCGACCACAAAGACGCCAACAAUGGAGGCCAGAACACUGAGGGGUCCGAGCCAGACCACCGGCUCAGCAUCAGGAACCACCUGAGGCAUCCAGGACCGCUGACUCCGGAUCAGGACAAUGGUUACUCCAGUCUGGAGGAGGAACAGCUCCACCUGUGCCGCCUGUACCUGCUGAAGCCCCGGACCGGGCCGGAGCCAGAGACCGGGCCCACCGACACCAGCGACGCCGUCCUGACCGAGAUGGAGGAAGAGAGUCCUGAAGAGUCCAUGUCAGGAGAGGCGGAGGAGGAGGAGGAGGAACAGGAAGCAGCUUCUGAGGAGGUGACGAAGGUCUCCACCCCUCAGUGCCAGAACAAGAGCAUCGCCUUCAUCAUGGGCUGCUCCUUAAGCGACGACUCCACCGACGACGACGGCUUCGACAGCGACAGCUCGUCUGAUGAAGACGAGUCGGACUCGGACAGCGUGGACGCGUCGGAGGACGAGGUGGAGGACGAGGUGGAGGACGAGCGUCUGUGGAAGACGUGGUGUCACAGCACCGACCCCUACAACCCCCUGAACUUCACCGCCCAGCUGCACAGCAGCACGGCGCCACGCACCAUCCCCCCCACCACACCUCCGUCCUCCACCCAGUCCACCCCCACCUCCUCCCCUGACCUCACCCUGCUCCCCCUCUCCUCCCCUCCACUCUCCUCCUCCUCCCCUCCCUCCAGCCUUGACGUCUGGGACGACUCCACCUCGGCCAGCGAGGCGGAUGAAGCGGAGAGCCUCCACCUGUGGAGGUCCUUCAGCUGCUCCUCCGACCCGUACAGCCCGCUGAACUUCCAGGCACCGCUCAGGACUCGAGACCCCGGCGAGGCCGGGACGCGGGCCAGAACCAAGACCAGGAAGACCUCCCAGACGGGCCCCUGUCAUACCACAGCAUCUCCACCCAAGUACAGGAAGGAGGAGGCAGAGGAGCGGCUGGACAGCGGCUUCUCUGAGCCCUGCGCCUCCUCCAACACCUCCACCUCCUCCAGCACGGCCCGGCGCUGCAGCACCACCAAGAAGGUUCGUUUCUGUGACGAUGUCGAGGAGUUCUUCGCCAGCGGCGGCGAGGAGGACGAGGACCGCCACGGGCCAUGGGAGGAGCUCGCCCGGGACCGCUGCAGAUUCCUGCGGCGCUGUCAGGAGGUGGAGCAGAGCAUCGCCUUCUGCCUGCAGCCGCAGCACCGGAGGAAGGUGUACUGCCGCCUCGCCGCCAUCUACACCCACGCAUAAGGCCCCGCCCUCUACGUCCAGUGAGGACAGACUAUAGAGACCUGACUGACUGUGGUUCUGGUUCUGAUGCGGGUCCACGUCUGUUUGUUUGGACCGACCCAACAUGGUUCAGGACUCUGAGUCAGAUACUAACCGGAGUUUGAAGGGCUCAACUUCACUGUGAGGAGAACCUGGUUCUGGUUCUGGUCUUUUCUUUCUAAAGCUGUUUGUUCUCUCGUCCAAUCGUUUUACUCCCGACACAAGAACGAGCUGCUGAUUCGUUUGUUUGAACCAUUAAAUGUAAAUUUAAUUAAAGAGUCGUCAUCGAUAGUCGAUUAAAUUGACUAAUUAAACGUUUGAUCCAAAUUAAAACAUUCGACUGAUUUGAAGAGUUCUGAUGGAAACAGCAGCUUGUUGUCCGGACCCGUUCUGACCCAUCGGGAGUGGUUCGGUCCGGGCGGUCCCCCCACAUGAACCCGGUCCAGAUGAACCUAAUUUAAUGAGUUCAGUAUUUAAGUUUGUCUUUAAGCCAAAGAUCGUUAAAGUGUUUGAAUCUGAUUUGCAUGAAUUGAUCUCAUUAAUAUUCAUCAGGUCACAUGAUCACUGAGUAUUUUUCAUCUGAUCGUAUUAACAACUCCCUUUAACCGUCGUCUGACGACAGGAAGUCCGCUCUGACGACAGGAAGUCCACUCUGACGACAGGAAGUCGGCUCUGACGCUGCUCACAUUGAGACGUCUUUAAUUAGCUGCCUUGUUAAACUCGUUAACUGGUCAGUAUUUAAUUAGUUUGAUGGAUCCAGAUGAGUCUGGAAAAUCAUCAGAGUCUCAUUAAUAAUUACCGAUCAGCUGAUCCAAUUAUUUUAUAAUUUUCUUCACUUUAAAGUUUAACGUUAAAAAAACAAACCUAAAGAAGACAAACUGGACCGAGUCUGACAGACGAUCAAACACUCUGGCUCAGCUGAUCGUGGUAAACAGACUCUGGCUCAGCUGAUCGUGGUAAACAGACUCUGGCUCAGCUGAUCGUGGUAAACAGACUCUGGCUCAGCUGAUCGU
This is a messenger RNA of Larimichthys crocea (large yellow croaker), 3275 nucleotides long. RefSeq names its product protein phosphatase 1, regulatory subunit 15B. The record is from RefSeq and is a predicted model, not a curated record. Lineage: Eukaryota; Metazoa; Chordata; Actinopteri; Sciaenidae. The transcript has 2 exons. Gene Ontology annotation, cellular component: endoplasmic reticulum; protein phosphatase type 1 complex. Bases 325 to 2244 code for a protein of 639 amino acids. Gene Ontology annotation, biological process: response to endoplasmic reticulum stress. Gene Ontology annotation, molecular function: protein phosphatase regulator activity.